Messenger RNA from Etheostoma cragini (Arkansas darter), 495 nucleotides. Its product is annotated as tryptase-2-like. Gene Ontology annotation, biological process: proteolysis. The transcript is spliced from 3 exons. The record is from RefSeq and is a predicted model, not a curated record. Gene Ontology annotation, molecular function: serine-type endopeptidase activity. Lineage: Eukaryota; Metazoa; Chordata; Actinopteri; Perciformes; Percidae. The coding region runs from base 1 to 405 and encodes 134 amino acids.
AUGGCCUGGGUCAACGUACACACCCUACGAACAGAUCGAGCCAGUUACAUGGGGCUAAUUACGGCCCUCGUUCACCCUAAGUACCAAGCAAAUAACUACGCCCAUGACAUCGCCCUCAUAAAGCUGGAGAAAAAGGUGGAUUUAAAAAAAAUGGCUGCCAAAGUGAAGCUGCCCAGCGCUGCUGACAACUUCGGUCCAUCAUCUGAGUGUUGGAUCACUGGCUGGGGGGACGUUAAGAUUGGUGUUCCACUGCCGUAUCCAGAAACCCUUCAGGAGCUGAAGAUUCCCAUCCUUCCUAACAGUGUGUGUAACGCCAAGUAUCCUGACCUGGCUGCUGACACGCUGUGUGCAGGGGACAUGGCUGGAGGGAAGGACCCAGCCAUGGGGAUUAUGGCGGCCCGCUGAUGUGCCGCACAAAGGGUGGCUUCGUGCAGGUGGGCAUCAUGAGUCAUGGGAGUUGUGGUCUCCCAGACAAACCUGGCGUCUACACCCAAG